Molecule: messenger RNA, 2695 nt
Organism: Exophiala xenobiotica
Lineage: Eukaryota; Fungi; Ascomycota; Eurotiomycetes; Chaetothyriales; Herpotrichiellaceae
Product: cysteine-tRNA ligase
Exons: 2
Coding region: 77-2551 (824 amino acids)
Biological process (GO): cysteinyl-tRNA aminoacylation
Cellular component (GO): cytoplasm
Molecular function (GO): ATP binding; cysteine-tRNA ligase activity
Source: RefSeq, a predicted model, not a curated record
CUCGACUGUCCCUUGCAGCGCAGUUGACUCUUAAAUGCCCAGCGCCUCAAUGCGAUGAGUCAACAUCAGCAGUCUCAUGAGCUAUUUGAGACGUGCUUUCUGCACUUCCGCUUCCAAGUAUUGCAAACCACUCAAAAUGUCGCAGCCGCCCUGGUCGCAGCCCACCGGCUCGACGCAUCAGCCGCAGUUGAAAAUCUACAACUCCUUGACUCGUUCCAAAGUCCCAUUCGUCCCUCUUCAGCCUGAGCACAUUACCUGGUAUGCCUGCGGUCCUACAGUAUACGACGACGCCCAUCUCGGCCACGCUCGCAACUAUGUCACGACCGAUAUCAUCAGACGCAUUCUGCGAGACUAUUUCCACUUCAAAGUUCGAUUCGUUAUGAACAUUACCGACGUUGAUGACAAGAUCAUAUUGAGAGGGAGGCAGAGACACCUCUAUGAAGAAUACAAAAAGAACCACAGAUACAUUGACGAAAGAGUCCGGCAAGACGUGCGGCAAGCAUGGCACUACUACAUCCAAAAGAACCUGAAGCGAAUAGGGCCGAAAACUCUGCUGACACCGGAGACGUUCGAUGGCGUCGUUGGACACUUUUAUGGAGAUGUACUCGCUGGUGGGAGUCUGGAGCCGGGCACAAAACCGGGAGACAAGGAAGCAAAAGUCAAGAUGCACAUCAAUACGGCCCGUUCCACAGCCAAAGCCUUGCUGCAAGAUCCGAAGAUGCUGACACCGCAUGAAUUCUACAACCGCGUCAACGAUCCCAUGUGCCUAGUACUCGACGAUCAAUUCGGUAAAAGUAUACAAGGAGACGACUAUGCUGUUUUUACAAAGUUGACAAAGGAAUACGAGAACCGGUUUUUCCAAGAUAUGCACGAUCUCAAUGUGUUAGACCCCGACGACCUGGUUCGAGUGACUGAAAACGGCAAGGAAAUUGCGGAGUUCGUCAAGAAAAUUGCGGACAACAACAUGGCAUAUCGGACGUCAGAUGGUUCCGUAUACUUUGACAUCAAGGCUUUCGAGGCUGCUGGCUAUCCUUAUGCGAGGCUAGAACCCUGGAACAGGAAUGACAAAGAAUUACAAGCGGACGGGGAGGGGGCUCUCUCGCAGAAAGACGAAAGAGUAAAGCGAUCCGAGGCAGACUUCGCCUUGUGGAAGGCCUCGAAACCUGGCGAGCCGAGCUGGGACAGCCAAUGGGGUCCCGGACGGCCUGGGUGGCACAUUGAAUGCUCGGCAAUGGCCUCUGGGAAGUUGGGACGUCAAAUGGAUAUCCAUUCUGGAGGCAUCGACCUGGCAUUCCCCCACCACGACAAUGAAUUGGCACAGAGUGAAGCAUUCUGGGCCGACGGUAGCCAUCGUCAAUGGGUGAAUUACUUCCUUCACAUGGGCCACCUGUCGAUCCAAGGCUCAAAAAUGUCCAAGUCGCUAAAGAAUUUCACCACCAUUCGAGAAGCUAUUCAUGUCCGGAAAGAAUGGACAGCAAGAAGUCUUCGCAUUAUCUUCUUGCUGGGGACCUGGAGAGAUGGUAUAGAAAUCACCGACGAUAUGGUUGUGGAAGGUCGGAACUGGGAGGACAGGGUGGACAAUUUUUUCCUUAACGCCGUUGAAAACAUCAAAACUGCAAAGGCCACCAAUGACCACGGGUCGAUCAUGUCGAGCGCCCUAGCGGAUGCAGAAGAAAAAGUCCGUGAUGCCCUUCUCGAUUCCUUCAACACUCCACUUGCCAUGAGCACAAUUUCAGCUCUCAUCAACGCCUACAACAGCGCCAAAAAAUCCGAUCUGACCGCAGAUGACCACCGAAAUACUGGGCGUUUCGUCACCAGGUUGGUAAAUAUCUUCGGUCUGAACGGUAGCGAGCCUGCGGACACAGAAACAAUAGGCUGGAAAGGUAUUGAUAUCCCCGAGGCUGCGAAGGAGUAUGUCUACACGCUGGCCACGAUGCGGGAUGAGCUCCGGCAAGCAGCAAUAGCUAAGUCCAUCACCCCAGAAAAGGUCCAGCAGAUUGUCUCGACAUCGCCCGGUCUGGAAGAGCCGCCUCCUAGCGGGAGACCGAGGCCCUCAUAUGCACGUGCGUUGAGUCAGUUCAGCAAGAAUGCUCUUGAAGUGACAGCUCCUGCCGAAAGUGGUGAUUUGAACAAACAGAUCCUAGCUCUCUGCGAUCGAGUCCGAGACGUCGAUCUUUGGCAACUGGACAUCUAUCUCGAGGACCGCGAGAAUGCCCCAGCACUGGUGCGGCCGGUCACUGAAGGACUCAGGGCUGUCCGGCGCGAGAGGGAAGAAAAGGCCCUUGCGAAGGAAGAGGCCAAGAAGAAGCGAGAACAGGAAGCACUGGAGAAGUUGCAGAAAGGGAAAAUCAGUCCGACCGAGAUGUUCAAGCCUCCGCAUUCGAACGAAUAUUCAGCCUGGGACCAGGAUGGCGUGCCGACGGUGGCGAAGGAAAGUGGUGCAUUGUCUGCCAAUCGGAUCAAGAAGCUGAAGAAGGAGUGGGAUGCUCAGAGGAAGGCACAUGAGAAGUACCUGGCUGUGACGCAGAAUGGGUCGGCAAGUCAGUCGUAGGAUCGCUCGCGACCCCCAGCUUCUUCUAGGACUGUAUUAGAUACCCCCAAUCCAAUUCGAAAAGUCCUGCAUGCUGAUGAUUUGUUGGUACGCCCCCCCGAAAAGCUACAUUACAGGUAGCAUACAUCCGAAACAGUCGCAGCG